Messenger RNA from Pantherophis guttatus, 7146 nucleotides. It is a transcript of the gene TTC3, whose product is annotated as tetratricopeptide repeat domain 3. Gene Ontology annotation, molecular function: protein binding. The record is from RefSeq and is a predicted model, not a curated record. NCBI's taxonomy places the organism in Eukaryota, Metazoa, Chordata, Lepidosauria, Squamata, Colubridae.
GGAAAGCGCAAGGUUUACCAUCCUCUUUUGAAAGCUAUGCAGUCUUUGCAGUGAGGGGCCAAUGAGGAGGCAGAGUAAGUCGGAAGCGUCUUGGAUGGUGGUGACGUGGUGAGGCGGUGAUUGUUCCUUUCGGGGAAAGAACAAGGCGGCGUGACGCAACCGCAGAAGGCUUCCUCCUGGACCAGCUUCCAAGUAAGCUGCCUUUUUGGCCUCCCAGAUUCCCCUCGAUGACCUGACAGUGUUCUGAGUGGCCCCAGUUAUGAUUCAAGGAAUAAGAGGAAUUCGGUCAUGCAGUAUGGAAAAUCCUACUUUUGAAGACAUCAGGUACAUCUCACUUUAUAGCCCUUACAUCAGGCCAUGUUGUGAAUUGAUGCGUGGAACAUUUCAUGAAUAUUCUCCAAAGAAGUAUGAACCAGGUGAUAUUUGCAAACUGUGGUGCAGCAAACCUGUUUUUCAGCUGCAGAAAUACUGUGACAUAAUUAAAAUAUGCACGUUUAGACCACUUUUAUUUGUACCUCAUUGUGAUCCCAGUAAGAAAUGCCAUGAUCCCAGUUGCCAAUUUGAUGAGCUAAAUUUGGAGAAACUCUGUCAAAUCGAGAUUUUAGAAGAUGUUACUGAUAUAGUAAAAAAAUUUGCUGAUGAUCAACUUUUUAUCAGUGGAAUAUUGACAACUGAAACUGAUUUAGAGAAGGGAAUACUUAGAACUUCUGAGGUUUUAGAGUGGAUGAAAUAUGCAGAUCACAUUGGCAUUUUACAGAAAUUAAGGAAACUUGCAGAUUAUUGUUGUUGGUCUAUCCUCAAACUGUUCUUUUCUGCAUAUAAGUAUUAUAUAAGUAAAGUUAUUUUGGAGGACUACAAUUUAGUAGAAGCCUUCGAAUCUUAUUAUUGUGACAACUGUAUGAUGACCAGUGAGAAUAUGAAAAAAAGGGGAAAUGAAGCAUUUGCUAAGGAUAAAUUUGACAGUGCAGUCACUUUCUAUACAAAAGCUAUAGAACUAUGGCCUGAAAAUCACUUUCUUUAUGGCAAUCGGGCUCUCUGUUUUCUCCGAAUUGGACAGUAUCGGAAAGCCUUGUGUGAUGGGAAAAGAGCUAUUAUUUUGAAUCCCUGUUGGCCUAAGGGACAUUAUCGAUUUUGUGAUGCUUUAUCAUUCUUGGGUGAGCAUAGAAAGGCAUUAGAAGCCAAUGAGAGAGGUCAGGACCUGUGCAGAGAUAAUCCUGAAGGAAUGAAGGGUCUUAUUGAGCAACACGAAAAGCUUAAAAACCAAAUGGAAGAAGCUAGAGGUAUAAAGCAAAAUAAAUACAGACUAAAGAAACAACUGUUGCAGAAAAAUUCUUCAGAGUAUGUGUCCGUUGGUAACCAAGAAUCAAAAAAAUCUCACAAUGAAAACAAAAAACUAUGUGAUUCUCAUCACCAUCCUAACCAGCAGAAGCUACCAAUAAUAGUCGGAAAUACAGAAACUAGAGAAAACAGAGAUCAUGUAUCAGUUUUUUUAGCAGAAGUAAGUGAAAAUCCACAAAAGCAAAGAAGCCAAAAUGAUGAUUCUGAAAAGCUGAAAGAACAAUUGAAUUUGAAAACUGAUUCUAAAAAAGUUGUAGAGAAAUAUAAUUUACAAUGUGGAAAUGUGCAACAGGGAGAUGUAAUACUUUCAUUAGAAAUGUUGAAGACAUAUAUGAAAAAUGGAUCCACAUCUUUAAUGGAUCUGUGCUUUCACAGUGCUGAACAAUCAUUUGCAUUAUCUUUAAAUAUGAUAGAUCCGUCUCAGCUACAGUGUCUGAACCUUUCUCUUGUUGAUUAUGUUGUGAUCAUGUAUGGAUAUGCCAGUGCUCUCCUUGGAAUAGGACAGCCUGAGGAACUAAGCAAAGCCAAAUAUCAUUUUGAUAAAAUAAUUGAGCAAUAUCAGAAAGUGAGAUUCAACUGCUUGGCACAUUAUGGAAUUGGAAAAGUAUAUUUGAGACAAAAUCGAUUUUCUGAAGCUCUAGACCAAUUCAUGAAGUCAAAAACUAUGGUUAACCUUAAGAUUGUACCUGGAGUACUGACAUGGCCUACAACUUCAGUUGUUAUCAAAGAGACAAGGUCAGAAACAUUACAAGUUAUAUUGGAAGACUGUAUUACAGAAUGCAAGUUUCCACCCAAACCAGAUGCAGUAUGUCGCUAUCAGCAAUGCCAAGCACAUAAAGUCAAAAUAUAUUUUAAUGACCCGGAUUUCAAGGGUUUUAUACGUAUUGCCUGCUGUAAACAGUGUAUAGUAGAAUUUCAUUUAAGCUGCUGGAAAAAAGUAAAAGCUACAAGAUAUUGUGAUAAAAAUGAUAAGGAUAUUCUUCAAGAGAUGUGUUUCACCCCAGAUUGUAGUGGCCUUAUUUCUAAAAUCACUGUCUUCAGUUCUUCUGGUAUUGUCAAAUGUGAAUUUGAACAUAAAAUAAUAACCAAGAAUCCUCCAAGGCCUGUUCUAAAGCAGAAAUGCUCAAGUUUUAGGAAGUUACAAGUAAAACAGGAGAAAAAACUAAGAAGAAAAUUUAUAAAAGAAGCAGUCUCCUUCAGAAAUCUUGAAGUAUUUAACAGAAGUAACGUGGCAAAAGAUGAUAGCUUUAAAGGAAAUAUUCCAAAGAAUUUUUUUGUUGAGGAUACAAUCCUACAACUUAUUGGACGAUAUACAAUGACUAUACAAGAUGGUGUACGUGAUGCCUUCAAACUUCUGAUUGAAUUGCUUUCAUGGUGGGUACUUAGUGAAGAGGAUUAUGCACUCUUUUCAACAAGUUGUCUAUCAUCGGCUGAAAUAAUGGACCAGCUCGUAAGCUUUUUAAUUGCUAAAAAUGAUAGAGUGAAGACAAGAAUUUUUGUACAUGUUGUAAGUGAAUUUGAAGACGUGGAUCCUAAGCUACAUGAUUGGAUGAAACAUCUUGAUAAUAAUGGUUUAAAAGCUACUGAAUUUUUUCUCUCAGAAUAUAUAACUUACAUUCUACAGAUUGAUUUUAAUUCAGUAGCAGUCCUCUGGAAUGAGAAAUAUGGUAUUAAACUCAGCAAAACAUUCACCUGCUUAUCUGAAGAUGCACAUGAAAUAAUAGAAUACUUAGAAGAAUUGUCACUUACGGAACUUCGCUACUUAGUGUGGUUAUUAGAAGAAAAUAGACAAUGUUUCCCAUUUCUUCAUCAAUGUUUAGAUGACUAUUUUGAUAACCUGGAUAAUCCUUUUAUUGUAUUAAAGAAGGAAUAUACUGAAACUACUUCAAAUAAUGCUAUCAAAGUUAAAAAUAAAAACAGGAAAAAAUCAAAAGAAUCCAAGGCUAUUUUAGUUGUCUCUGGUGGAGUUGGUACAGUAACUCAAGAAGAAGACAAUAUAUUUUCUGAAGAAAAUUCAUUAAGUUUUAUGAAUCCACAUGAGCCUUUUAGAAUCCCAGAUGAUCUUCAUGAACAAGUUAUGAUAUUUGAAGCGUUGUAUAAUACUGCUUCAUCUAACAACAGUUAUCAGACAAUUUUGGACAAUUACCCAGAUCCAACUUGUGAAAGCUUAUAUGACUAUUUUUCUCAAAUCUUGGAAGAACAUGGUCCCAUGGAAAUUGAUAAUCCACUAUUAGUUGGGGAAUAUGAAGAUUUCCCCACAGAUACUCGUAGGAUAGUGGACAAUGCUGGUGGUCUAAAAUCUUUUCUUCUGGGAUCUCUACGUUUUGUUAUGGUAGAUGAUCUUAUUGGAUUGAUGAAACACGCAAUUAUGCUGCAGGAAAAUACAGAAAUCAUUGAAAUUGAUGAAAACAAUUACUCAGAGAGCCUGUACUGUCAAGAAAACAAUUUCCAUAGCAGUUCCAGUUUAAAUCCAACUGCUAAGGAAUUUAAGCCUGUCUCUUUUAUUAAUAAGCCUUAUAUUUCAACAUCUACAAAUAAUUUAGAAUAUGUGACUACUAGCCAUUCCUCAUUUAGUCCUUUUGCUUCCUCAUAUUCCUUUUCUAGUCAGACAACUGACACUGCACCAGCGGCAAAUGUAUCUUUGUCUCCAACUGUAUCUGACAAUCAUACAAUAUUUCUGAAUGAAAUUCAUUCAGAAUAUGUAAAUGAGAGACUAUCUCCAGUUUUUACUCAAGUGCCAUUUAUGCCAGAUAUUUCUGAGCAAACCAGUUAUAUAUAUGCAGAUUAUAAUGCUUAUUUUGAUACUGAUUCAGAAGCAACACAUAGCAAGGGUAAUGCUGAUAAAUUUACCACAGUUGAUCAAGUACAUACAUUUCAGAACAAUCCUUGCAUAGCAGUGAAAUUGGACAUUCACACUUGCAAAGAUAAUCUUGACCAGAUUGAGGACCAUUGUUGUAAUGAUGCUGAAUGCAGUUCUGUUACCAAAAUGAAAACAGAGAAUAAAUCAGCAAGAAACAAUCCCCGUUCAAGGAUGAUUGCUAUACAGGUGGAUCAAGAACUAACAGAUGCUGGAGUUAAUACUUUACCUCUUCAUCCUUAUGAAAGCCAACAAGGAGAUAUGUUACGUAUGGAGAAAGAACAUCAUGUACUACAAAAACAACUUAAAGAAGCAAUUGAAAAGUAUGAACAACUUAAAUGUCGAAGUUCCAAAGAGAUCAGUAUUUUAGAGGAAGAGUUAUCACUACUUAUUGAAGGAAACAAGCUCAGCAAGAGAGAAUUGGAUUGGUUUCAUCAAGAUGCAGAAGUGAACUUUAAAAAAUGGCAGCAAGAAAAAAAAGAAAAACAAGAAGGAUUAAAAGCAGGAAAAAAUAAAAUCAGAAAGCUAAUAGAAACCAAUGAAACAUAUAUGAAAAAUAUUGAUGAGAAGGAUAAACAGUACAAAUCAUAUUUGGAUGAAUUUCUGGAGAUCAGCAAUAGGUUUGAAUGUGAAAAAAUAAAAAUGGAGGAACUUAUAAAGAAGACCCAGGAUUAUCAGCAAGAAUGUGUUAAAAGAGCAAUAGCAGCAGAGGUGUCAGUACUUGAAAACUGGAAAGAGAAAGAAUUCUACAAACUAUGCAGAAAAUCAACAAAUGCCAAAGCCAAUAUUAAAUAUCUAAAAUUCAUGACCAGUCAUUCUGCAGCACCUCAGUCAAAAUUACAGAUUGAUUCUUGGGAGUCAUUUAUUUCCAAUAUUGGAGAAGAAAAGAAAAAAAUAGAGAGUCAGUUUGAAGAAAGGAUUUAUAUAGUAAAAAAUGGUGCUCUCCUAAAUAGUAUCACUCCAGUAGAAACUGCAGCUCUUCAGCCACCUACUGGUUUGUCACUAGCAACUCCUGAGAAGUCUCCUAUUAAUGACCCAGCCAUCAUAAUGUAUUCACCUGCUGCUCCGCAUCUGUCUGCUCCAUUUUCAAAUGUUAAUGACAAUUACUCCUUAUCUUCCAAAGCUAAAACUCACACUGGCAAUAAAAAUCCAGAGCCUCCUUCAGAUAAAGACAUUGGAGAACUGCCUUCUGAAUGCAGACAAAGCUCACUUUCUGAUAAAGUAUGCUUGCCUCAAUCACUAGGAAAUUCAGGAAGACAUCUUCAGAAUAUCCAGCAACUGCAUAGCAUUUUAGAGGAACCAGCAGGAGCUGCAGAAUUGGACUAUGCUACAAUUCUAAACAAGCCAAUUCUUGGAAAGCUAUCUGAAAAUAUCAUUGACCAACUUAGAAUUAUAUUUCCAUACCAUACAAGUUCAGAUUUAGAAAAAUUUAUAAAAGAAGUCAAUGUCAAAAACAGAAACAAGUUGAGUGCAGAUGACUACCUAAACAGGGUAACUGAAUUUAUCUUGGAUCAUCCGAACACAAAAAAGGUUCUUUCCUCUUCCAGAAAAAAUGAAGGGUUAUCCUCUUGUACUUCAGGAGAAAAUGCAAGUCAUACUCAAAAAGUAUUAAACACAUUGGUACAAAGCAAACCAAAGUCUAAAGCUGCUAAUGAAAAGAAAAAUAAAACUAGACUUCCAUCUCAAUCAAAUCAGAUGCCAUGGAAAAAUAUUGGUGAAACUUCAAAAUCAAAGUGGAGAAAAUCAAAUGAUACCAUUGAUAAUGAUCCAUGUGUAAUAUGUCAUGAAGAACUAACUUCAAGUCUCUUGCAUGUUCUGGAUUGUGGACAUAGAUUUCACAAAUUGUGUAUUGGACCAUGGAUUAAGGAGCACAGUACAUGUCCAACAUGUCGGCGUCACAUACUUUUGCGAGAAGAUUAUCCUGAGCUUCCUGGGCGUAACAAAAAAACUUAAAAUACUGCAAUAUACAGAUUAGCAAGAAUGAUAUUUAGAUUAUUUAAAAUCAUGAUAAUAUAAUUAUAUAUGAAUUCUGUUCCAGUUAUUUCCAGUAUAUUGUAUAUUAAAUUAUCCCUUUGUAUCUUAUGGAAUAUAUACACGAUGCUAGUUCUGCCAUUUCCAGUGAGUCAAGAUACAUGGUGCAGCAUUAUAUAUCCAAUGUUGUUAAUCUGUGUCUGCACUUUUGGAAGAAAUAUGUAAUUUAUAUAUCUGUAUUAGCUAUUUUUACUAUGUCACAGUAGAGCAGUUCAUAAAGUUGACAAAACAUAUCUAAUACAUAUUGUCUCUUUAAAUAAAGAACAUAUUAAUAAAAUUGUAGAGUACAGAUUUGUUUAGUUUUACUUGUUAGUUUAUAAGACUGUAGUCUUAUACCCUGAAUUAGUUAUUAGUGAGCAAUGCUAUUCAGUACAUUUGGAGCCCGAUUCUUUUUGAUUUUCACAGAUAACUUCCUCUUUAGAAAGUAAUCUUAAUUCACAAAUUGUUUAGCAUGAUUGUGUAGCAAUACACCAUGAUUUUAAGUCAUUAUUUAAUGUGAUGUGUGAGUGUGCAAGAAGAGGUAACAUGACCCCAAAAUUUCCAUUGGUAAGCAACAUGCUUGUUAAAUUAAUUGCCCCAUUUUAUGACCUUUCUUGUCACUCCAGUGUAAAGCUAGUAACACGGGUUAAGUGAACCUGGCUUCCCAUUAACUUUGCUUGUCAGAAAGUCACAAAAGGUGAUCACAACAGGUGAUCACAUGACCCCAAGACACCGAAACUCAUAGAUGCUGAAAAGUGUCUGAAGUUUGAUCAUGUGAUCAUGGGAUACUGCAACAGUUGUGUGAAAAAUGGCCACAAGUCACUUUUUUCAGUGCUGUUGUAACUUCAAGUAGUCACUAAAGGAAAUAAAUCAAGGACUACCUGUAGUGCUUUUUUUCCUCAUUUUUUGUGAGACCUUUAAUAAACAAUAAUGCUUUUUAA